AUGGGAUAUUAUUUAGCAGAUGGUAUAUAUCCUGAGUGGGCUACAUUUGUCAAGACCAUUUCAAUGCCACAGGGAGAAAAGAAAAAAUUAUUUGCUCAACAUCAAGAAUCGGCUAGAAAAGAUGUGGAGCGGGCAUUUGGAGUGCUUCAAUCUCGAUUUGCAGUUAUACGUGGCCCAACGCGUGCUUGGCACAUGGACACCAUCAAGCAUACUAUAUAUGCCUGCAUCAUAUUGCACAACAUGAUUGUGGAAGACGAACACCAUACAUAUGGAGGUAAUUUUGAUUAUUCUUAUGAUAAUGUGGAUAUCAACAACUCAACAACUGAAACAUUUAGCGGUCCUCAUCCGAAUCUUGCAACAAGACUACAAAGAAGAGCAAGUAUUCGUGAACAACAAGUCCAUCGUCAACUUCAAGGAGAUCUAGUCGAGUAUAUUUGGGAACAUUUUGGACAUGAAGAUGAUGACAUUUAA
Messenger RNA from Lathyrus oleraceus (garden pea), 471 nucleotides. RefSeq lists its product as uncharacterized. The transcript has a single exon. NCBI's taxonomy places the organism in Eukaryota, Viridiplantae, Streptophyta, Magnoliopsida, Fabales, Fabaceae. The record is from RefSeq and is a predicted model, not a curated record. Bases 1 to 471 code for a protein of 156 amino acids.